This is a messenger RNA of Crotalus tigris (Tiger rattlesnake), 730 nucleotides long. It is a transcript of the gene SSBP1, whose product is annotated as single stranded DNA binding protein 1. Gene Ontology annotation, cellular component: mitochondrial nucleoid. The coding region runs from base 145 to 594 and encodes 149 amino acids. The transcript has 7 exons. The record is from RefSeq and is a predicted model, not a curated record. Gene Ontology annotation, molecular function: single-stranded DNA binding. Gene Ontology annotation, biological process: positive regulation of helicase activity; mitochondrial DNA replication. Lineage: Eukaryota; Metazoa; Chordata; Lepidosauria; Squamata; Viperidae.
UUCCCAUUGGGUAAACGUAAUACAGGAAGCGCCUGGAAGUCACGUAAGGAUUUUCGUGUGCGUGCUCGGCGGGCCGAAGUAUUUGCUGGCGUCUGCUGGAAAGCAAAACAUUUCCAAAAGUAACCAACAAAUGAAACAGCAACAAUGUUCCACAGACCACUAUUUCAGGUGAUGCGCCAGUUUGUAAGACAUGAAUCUGAGGUCUCAACAACUCUAGAAAGAUCUUUAAAUCGUAUCCAACUGCUUGGUCGAGUAGGACAGGAUCCUGUCAUGAGACAAAUGGAAGGAAAAAAUCCUGUCACAAUUUUCAGCCUAGCUACCAAUGAGAUGUGGCGAUCGGGAGACACUGAGGUGAUUCAAGGAGACGAUGUUACACAGAAGACCACAUGGCACAGGGUCUCAGUGUUCAGGCCGGGGCUGAGAGACUUAGCUUAUCGGUUUGUGAAGAAGGGUGCUCGGAUCUACGUGGAGGGAAAAAUAGAUUAUGGCGAAUAUAUAGAUAAAAACAAUGUGAGGCGGCAAGCCACAACUGUCAUUGCAGAUAAUAUUAUUUUCCUGACUGAUGCUAAGGAUAUAUUUCCUGAGUCGACUUAAAAGGAAUGAAGCAAAUGGGGUUUGGACUGAGGGUUAAGCUGUUCUUUUUUUUCCCCCUUUUUAUUGUAAGCUUUUCCUAAUACUGUAAUCAUGUCUUUGUUGUCUACUCUGAUAAAAAUAAUAUUUUGUACAAAAA